AGGAACUGUCAGUAAGGGAAAAUUGGGUAUUUGUAGUGUGAAAAGAGAUAUGAACUUCAUUAAAUAGAGAUGUUCUAAUAUUUUUCAAACUUCCUUAAUUGGUAAAUGUUGCAAUAUUAGGGGAACGAGGGAAGUAUAUAUUUUUCAUUCUUUAGAUCCCUGCUUCUCUCCUUAAGAUUAUGUGUAUGGUGUUAUAUCAGUUGGUAUUAGGGUGAGGGUGGUUUGUUAAUGGUUUUGGUGAUAAUGGUGGUCUGGCAUGUCUUGGUAAGGGGGCAAGGAUGGUGGUCAUGAUUGACUGACGUUACAGUCUGGCGAUGCGUUUAAGUGGGUGGAUGGGUGGUGGGCGAUGGGUUAGGGGAUGAAUGGGCAGCGCCGCUGGUGCUUCAGUAGGCGGUGUCCUGGUGGGUCAGUUGGGAAAUGAAAUGUGUGUCUGGGUAGUUUAGUAAUGUAGAUUGAGGUAUUCAACAAUGGCUUUGGGUGGUUAAAGAAUGUUUUAUUAGGGGGUAAGGUGAGUUAAGUGGUAGAGACAUGUUACCAAAAAGGGAAUGGGGUAAACUCAAUGGACAACCAAAACAGGAAUAUGGGGCAAACUUGGAGGGACAUAGGGAGUACUAGUUAGAAGUAAGCUCACUACUUCACUACUUGUAUAGUUCCAAAGACUUUACUUUGGUGAAAUUGAACUACAUGGCCGAGUUGAGGUAGGCAUGAUAUCUUUAUAAUGAUUUUAGGACUAGAUGUCAAUUGAUGGGAAAAUAAGAGUCGAUGACAAAAAAGUAAGAGAGUUGAAUGCUCCACGGAAGCCAGGUUUCUCCCCUUGUCAGUGCUCUUGAAGAGAAAUACACAAGUAAAGGCAAUACUUGUCCUCCACGACCAGGAAAUAGAAUAAAUGGUAUUUUGAUGAGUAAUUUACAACAUAAAACGUCUUAGACUAAGAGGCCCUAAAAGAAAACAUCUCUUACUAAGAAAGCUUUUUGUAUGGAGACAUGGAGCUACUAUUUGCGUCUUGACACGGGUAAAUGUGGAUGCUUAGCAUCUAAUUUUCACCCUUUUAUUCAGAUGAGGAGCGAGAUUCCUUUAUGGUGUUUUACCUUUCUGAUUACUGAGAAGGCUUAUGAGAGACCUGGAACUACCUGCCUUCUUUGUCGGUGUAUUUUAACUACAAUUCUCUUCCUCUCUGUUUCCGCAGCUCGGUUAAUAAUGAUCAUCUAGCAGAGUUUGACAGCAGUUUACUUGUUUAUUUGUUGUCUUAGAAAGACACCAAGUUGCUUUCUAUUAGAAGCAGAGACACAUGAACUUCACUUGCAGGGUAAGCUUAGAACAAGCCUCACGAGAACUUUCAGAAGGGAGGCUAAGCAUUGUUGAACUGUUAAUUAGAUGCAUCUCAUAUGAGUACCAAUGAUGUUUUGAUGCUUUGUAGUGAGAUGAGUUGGCAUCAACUUCUGUUAUCUGAGUGUUUUGGUUGAGAAGAAGGCAAGAAGCUGAAAAUGACUGCAGAGAGUGACUAAAGUUCUGUGGUUAUGUGUAUUUCCUAGGGACCAUUUUUUGUUGAAUAAACUUUUGUUUCCCCCCGUCAAUUCCGGGUUGAUGGAAGAGCUUUUAAAUGCUGUAACGUGGAGAAGUUAUAUGCUCCAGACUAUUGGUAUUCACAGGCAAGCUUUUAAAAUUCUUUUGGACAUUCAAGCAGAUGGAAUAUAUUACUUGUAAUUAUUGACGAGCCCUCUGUUUGAACAAGUAUCUUGUGAGUCGUUGGGUUGGACUUGGAUCGUGAUGCCACAAGAACCCCAAAACUGAUCCCGGCAUCACACAUGCCUGUUUAUGAAUAUAAUAAGAUAUGCUGAGUGAUUGGAACUCUUGGAAUAACCGUCAUCCAAAUGAGUAAAUGCCGUAAAUCAAAUAUCUCCAACUGUAAAAGUUAAUGCGUCUAUCCCACGUAAUUUGAAAGUUGGGCUCUCUCUUGCUUUUGAUGUUCUGCAAACUUUCAUGAUAGCAUGACAUGGAAGGAGCAUACCUACUAAGUACACUGUUUAAUGUUUUGGGACAGGGACUUCAUUUAAAGAGAAGAUGUUUCAGGACAGAUUGUAUUGGUUCUGCUUUUAAUAUCAAGGGAGCAAUGCAAUGCCCAAACUGUCGGAAGAUUGAGAAAGGUCAGUGGCUUUAUGCUACUGGUUGUCGUUCAUUUACAGAUAUUAUGGAUGACUGGCCCCACGAUGAGGAUCUUUAUGACCUAAACUACUCUGAGAUGUUUGGAGUUCAAUGGUGUCCGUUACCGUUUUCACGGCUUCCCUUAUUGGAGGAGGGGGAGUUCCCAUCUACUGCUUAUCAUGAUUUUUUGGGUCAACAAGCCGUUUUUGCUGAACAUACAGCUGUUUCAUCUUCUACACAUCAAUGCCCCUAUGUUGCAUAUUAUGGACCAAUUCAUUCCUCAUCCUCAAACUCUGUUGGAAGUGUAUCUGAUGGCUCCAAUUAUAGUAAUCGUUGGGGGGGGCCAUCUGGACCCAAUGAAAUGCCAAAUUCGUAUGCCUUUACUGGCAUGGACCCUCAUUACCAUGGUUGGGAGCAACAUUCCCUGAGCUUCUCAGCUAGUGGCACUCGGUUGGGUGCUUCUGAUCAACCUUCAGCUCCAUCUUUGACUCCGAGAUCAUCUCGAGUCAAUUCUGAUUUAUCUAGAUCAGGGUCAUUUGUCCAUCCAUUUGUCAUAAACCACAGUUCUGGCGGUAGGGUCGGAAGUUCAGUCACCUCAUCAAUGAUUCCACCAUAUCCAGGAAGUGCAGCUCGAGCUCGUGAUCGUGUACAAGCUCUUCAGGCAUAUUUUCAGCCACCAAGCAGUUCUCCUCCACCGAUGUGGGCACCCAUUAUGUCAAGUACAAGAAGAUCCAGUGGUCAUCGAGGUAUGUCCCAAGGGGCUGCUCCAAUGCCCUCAUCAUCUGACCAGUCAUCCGGAGGAUUCUUUGUAUACCCACCAGGUUCAUCCACUCGGAGCUUUCCUGAACCGGAGAAUCCAACAUCCAGCAGAUUCCACGGGUGGGAAAGAGAUCAUUUGGCUUCUUUUCCAUUAAAUCAGGGUGAUAGAGAUUCCAGUUGGCUUCCCCACCAGGUUGUUGGUGGUGGGUCCAGCAGUUUCAGACAAAGGCAUGGAUCUGAACGGACACCACAAAACCGGUCAUGAAAGACCACCACCACCCCACCCCGUCCAUCCUUUUUCGUUUUUGGGUGAAAGCGGAAAAGAAAUUGGAAAUAUUACAACUGCAGAAACCAAAAGAAGUAUGUAAUGUGUGAAACUGUGCAGAAUGGUUUUAAUUUGGUGUUUCACUAGGUCAAGCGAGACUCCUACAUGUUGUUGAGUGGGUCCUGAAAUGGUCCUUUUGGCAUUAAAAAGCUUAAUUGCUUUUGAGGGUAAGUAAAAUAAGACAUUGAAUCCUGGAUGACCUGUGGUUUUUGCGGGGAGGUGUCUGUAUGCCUUAGGAAGUGAAGUGGAGUUAUCUUGCUAGAAUGCCUCAAGGUUUGCGAGUAAAGGGGGAACUGAACUCUGUUGCAUAAACUUAAUCCCCGUAUAUUUGUGAUAUUUGUAUGCUAAAAUUCAUGAAGUUCUAAACA
Molecule: messenger RNA, 3594 nt
Organism: Spinacia oleracea (spinach)
Lineage: Eukaryota; Viridiplantae; Streptophyta; Magnoliopsida; Caryophyllales; Amaranthaceae
Product: E3 ubiquitin-protein ligase RFI2
Exons: 6
Coding region: 1994-3166 (390 amino acids)
Molecular function (GO): ubiquitin-protein transferase activity
Source: RefSeq, a predicted model, not a curated record